CUUCCGACUCGCCCUCCCCUUUCUUCAUCUUCAACAACCCCGACUUUUCCUCUCCACUAUCCUUUUCCCAUCCGUCUGAAUACCGACUGCCUUCGCUCUUUGAUACGAUGGAGCCGCGAACGGCGGAAAGUCCGAUGGACUUCGAGUGGCAGAGCAAGCCCCCCAGAGAUGUGACGUCGCCCUUUUACCAGCUUAGCAUGCAGCAUGACAACCAGAGGAAACGCCCUCACAGCAUUUUCGAUUCUCCAGGAAAGAAGUCGCUGCCAGCCCUUCGAGAACCGAACUCACAGCCCUACCUGUUUUCUCAACCACGAACCCAGCAGCCGUCUAGCACCCCCAAACCUACCUUCAACCACUCAGCUUUCAUGACCCCUCGCAAAUUCGAUGUCGAUUUCUCAUCUGGCGCCGAAAACAUGUCCUCCCCCGAGCAUGCCGAUAAUGAAGACACCCCCGAACAACCCACGAAAUCCGGACACCGAAACUCACUGUACAGCAUGUACGGGCGGUUUGCACCUAGCCCCGGGCGCGGAGAGAUUCCUCGGGUGAGCCAUUACUCGAACGCAUUGGCGCGACGUGUUCAGAAGAGACGCCGCAGAGAUAAGGCGCUGGAUCUACAGUUGAAGAGGGACAGUGAUGACGAGAGUGACAAUCCGGACGCGAGCGAGCUGAAGACUACAAAGACGCGACAAGAUCAAUCACAGCCUGGACAAACAUCUGGAUCUCGUUUGGCGUCGUUUUCUGAUUUCUUUGCUCUGCUGGAAGCACACCCGAACAUCCCUAGCAUUCUUUCGUGGUGGGCACAGUUGGUGGUGAACCUUUCACUAUUCUCGCUUGCAGUCUACGUGGUUUUCGGUUUUGUUUCGGCUAUUCGUGCUGAAUUCGACCAGGCGGCCGAGGAAGUGUCGGAUACGAUUUUGGCGGAGAUGGCGGCGUGUGCGAAGAGCUAUGUUGACAACCGAUGCGCCGGCGGAGAUCGUCUUCCAGCGCUUGAGACGGUGUGUGAGAACUGGGAGCGGUGUAUGAACCGGGAUCCGGCCAAGGUUGGCCGCGCCAAAGUGUCGGCGCAUACCAUGGCAGUUAUCAUCAACAGCUUCAUUGACCCGAUCAGUUGGAAAGCGAUUAUGUUUUUCCUGGCCACCAUAUCGACUGUCACCGUUGUCAGCAACUGGUCCUUUAGAUCCUUCCGCAACCGCUACAGCCAACAUGAUUACUCUCACCCCGCCCCAGCUUUCAAUCGACAAGCAUCCGGUCAGCACCACCCGCCGAUCGCUCAGUCGCAAUACCCCUACCAGCAUAAUUCAGGCUACGGAUACAUGGGGUCUCAGGGCCAGGAUUCUGCACUCGGUUUUGAAAAACAGGAUGCGCCCCUGCUGCUUGAGCAAACGCAAGGAAGGGAAUUUGCAACCGAACGGGGCCGUGACCGUGGUUCUCGCUUACGCACUCCAAGCCCAUCCAAACGACUGCUUUAAUCUCUUUGUUGCAUUGCCACCGUCGACUUCACGAGUGUGUUCGUGUAUAGCCAUCCUUGGAAUUUUGUUUGAUUGCAUCUGCCCCGGAGAUGAUGGAGUUUUAGUUGUUUCUAUGACUAGGAGAACGAUACGGUAAGGUGUUCAGAGCAUGCGCCCUGGUCGGGCCUGGAGUUUGGAUAAGAGCAUACUGUACAUAUAUGAUUCGUGUUCUGAU
Messenger RNA from Aspergillus homomorphus CBS 101889, 1683 nucleotides. Its product is annotated as putative nuclear envelope protein Brr6. The transcript has 3 exons. Gene Ontology annotation, cellular component: nuclear envelope; nuclear membrane. The record is from RefSeq and is a predicted model, not a curated record. Lineage: Eukaryota; Fungi; Ascomycota; Eurotiomycetes; Eurotiales; Aspergillaceae. Gene Ontology annotation, biological process: nuclear envelope organization; lipid homeostasis. Bases 108 to 1469 code for a protein of 453 amino acids.